Messenger RNA from Meyerozyma guilliermondii ATCC 6260, 1170 nucleotides. Its product is annotated as ssDNA endodeoxyribonuclease. The coding region runs from base 1 to 1170 and encodes 389 amino acids. The record is from RefSeq and is a predicted model, not a curated record. Lineage: Eukaryota; Fungi; Ascomycota; Pichiomycetes; Serinales; Debaryomycetaceae. The transcript has a single exon.
AUGCUGGACCUUAUUCGACGAGGACUCCAGAAACUCGAGAAGGAGAACCACGAGUUAAAGCGGACCUUAGAACUUCAGAAACAUGAAUUUGAGGCCAAGUUGGCAGAAAUAAAGGCAUCUUAUCAGGACCAAUAUAAGCAGAAAGUGCGUGAAUUGAAGCGUGAAAAUGAGCAAUUGAGACGUGAAAAUAAUGAAUUGAGACAUGAAAGGGAGAUAGGACACGAGUCUGCCGCUGACUUGCAGGAUCUAGACAAAGUUUCACAAAAAAAGCGUCUUCUAGAAGAGACUGAUGAAAGUGAGAAGCGAAUAAAAACUGAACCCGAAUUGAAAAUCGACAAAAUUGACAAAAUCGACAAAAUCGACCACAAUUCAAAUGAAAGCUCAUCUCCUGUCAAGCAAAACGGUCCCAGAAGGUCCCCCACCAAAAUCCUCAUGUAUCAAGGUAAACCAUUCAACGUUCAGGAAUAUACUGACUCGGAAUUCAACAUGCUUCCGACCCAGUAUUCUCUGCAAGUUUCCACGAACUCGCCUGAACGACCGUGCUACGUGAAGCUCCCAUCUUCGCCAAUAAAGGAGGUGGUAGAAGAUUCUCAGGAUACUGGAAUACUUCAGGUUGCAAAACCUAAAGUCACUUCCCAACGACAAUUGCGAGACACAACAGCCCAGACCAUCAAUAUACCCCGUAAUUCAACGAAGCUUCAAAGACGGGACUUCUUACGCAAGUAUUUUCAAUCCCAACUUGAGGAUCCAUCCUUUCAUCUUCAUCUCUCCACCAAUCCUAUAACAGAGAACCCUUGGUGCUUGACGGACUUUAAGCCCAAUCCCAACUUUGGCAUGAAACCACCGGGCCGCAAAACUGGUGUUUCUCGAACAGAACAGAAUAAAAUUAACGAUUUUUAUAGAAAGGCAGGAGAACAGGUACAAGAAAUACCCGAAUCACAGCUAUAUGACAAAUUUCCCUCACCUCCUGGAUUCAUGACUAGUGAGUUUCCGCUGACACAAGAAGCUGCAGCGCGGCGAAAAGUUAUCAUAGACCGGCAAAACGACCGGUUGCGGCGAAGACUCAUACUGAGUAUUCACGGCGAUGAGUUUAUUUUCUACGAAGAGAUUUUGAAUAAGUUUAUUGAGGCGGGUCGAUACAUUUGUGAUGCAGAAUGUAAUGAUGUAUGA